AUGGCAGGACACGUAGGGUUCCACAAGACGUAUUACAGGAUAGCCGCAAGGUUUUGGUGGCCCGGGAUGGCAAAGGAUAUCAGAGAAGCAGUCCUAGGAUGCGGACAUUGCAAUGCAGCCAACGCGUCGAGCCACAAAAACCAAAAGAUUCUACAACGGACCCCGAUAGAAGAACCAUUUGACGUAUGUUGCAUGGACGUUUGGUCGCCAGGAUCAACAAAGAACGCUAACAAACUGUCCACAACUUUGAGGAAGACACUCACCAACAAAGGAGUAGUCACUUACGUUUGCAACAUGACAGGUUGCGCCACGGUCGCUUUCAUCAGCUCCAUGGACUCAGGGAACAUGGCCAGAAUAGCAUUCUCGCAAUUCUUCACCGUCAGAGGCCUGCCACGAUUGAUCCUCAUUGACGAAGGCAGCGAAAACAAAGAUCAAUUUACAGCCCUAUGCGACACAAUUGGAAUCGCAUACACGGUCAGUCCGGAAAGCCACGACGGAAUACUAUGUGAAGGAUUCCACAAAUACCUCAACAAGAAUGGGCAAUGA
Cylindrotheca closterium is the source of this 546-nucleotide messenger RNA. Lineage: Eukaryota; Bacillariophyta; Bacillariophyceae; Bacillariales; Bacillariaceae. The record is from the annotation of a GenBank genome assembly.